Macadamia integrifolia is the source of this 775-nucleotide messenger RNA. RefSeq names its product xanthotoxin 5-hydroxylase CYP82C4-like. The transcript is spliced from 2 exons. The coding region runs from base 1 to 630 and encodes 209 amino acids. The record is from RefSeq and is a predicted model, not a curated record. Gene Ontology annotation, biological process: defense response to other organism. Gene Ontology annotation, molecular function: iron ion binding; monooxygenase activity; heme binding. NCBI's taxonomy places the organism in Eukaryota, Viridiplantae, Streptophyta, Magnoliopsida, Proteales, Proteaceae.
AUGGAGAUGCUUAUUGUAGGUGGCUCCGAAACCACAUUCCUCUCCUUAACAUGGGCACUUUCUUUACUAUUAAACCAUCCCCAUGAGUUAAAAAGGGCCCAAAAUGAGUUGGACGUCCAUGUUGGCAAACAAAGACAUGUGGAGGAGUCAGAUAUAAAGAACCUUUUAUACCUUCAAGCCAUUGUCAAGGAAACACUCCGCCUAUAUCCACCUGGACCAGUAUUGCCUCGUCAAGCCAUGGAAGACUGCCAAUUGGGUGGGUAUCAUGUUCCAAAGGGCACACGUUUGCUUGUGAACGUAUGGAAACUACACAGAGACCCUAAUGUUUGGUCAGACCCAGAUGAGUUUAAGCCUGAGAGAUUUCUCACAACUCAUGCUAAUGUAGACUUCAAGGGUCAACAACACUAUUAUAUCCCAUUCAGUGCUGGUAGAAGGCCAUGCCCUGGUGUUGCUUUGGCCACAGAGAUCUUCCACUUGGCCCUUGCUCGUGUUCUUCAUGGAUUUGAUGUGAUGAACCCUUCGGAUGCACCAGUGGACAUGACUGAAGGUGUAAGCAUUACCUUACCCAAGGCAACCCCUCUUCAAGUUCUUCUCAAGCCACGUCUUCCUUUGAAGCUGUAUGAAGGGUAGACUUAGAAGUACAGAUGGAUCAGUAGAAAUUAAGGAGUUAGACAUUGUGAUAAUUUAUGAGUUAACAUUUAGAAUGUAUAACUUAAGGUUUGUCUGGCUGUAACCUAGGUUGGUUACAAAAGCUUUGUAAAAUUUUUUGAGUUUC